AUGGCCAUGCAAGCACAGAAAAUGAGGGGUGCUUGGGGCAGGCUGUGCCUGCUUCUUUCCCUCCUCCUCCAGCUGCCGGGGUCCCAGGCCAAAUGCUACUUCCAGGCUAAAGCUCCCUGUGAGUACGAAGGGAAACAGUUCUCCAUUGGGGAAUCGUGGCUGAGCACCAACUGCCUGCUCUGCACCUGCCUGCACCCCAUUGGCGUGGGCUGCUGUGAGACCACCCAGCACCCGAUCGACUUCCCUGACUGGUGCGAGGCCCACUACGACUCACAGACCUGCCAGAUCUCGGUAGUGCAGAAGGCCAACCCCAGCCUGCCGUGCGUGAAGAGCGUGGAGCACGAGUGGGGCUCGGCCAGCACCCCCGAGCCGCUGGUGAACAAGGUGCUGGGCGCGGGGCUCAGCAGAUAG
Camarhynchus parvulus is the source of this 411-nucleotide messenger RNA. It is a transcript of the gene MSMP, whose product is annotated as microseminoprotein, prostate associated. The record is from RefSeq and is a predicted model, not a curated record. The coding region runs from base 1 to 411 and encodes 136 amino acids. NCBI's taxonomy places the organism in Eukaryota, Metazoa, Chordata, Aves, Passeriformes, Thraupidae. The transcript has 3 exons.